AUGCUCACGCUGAGCACGUUGCCCAUCCAGCCUGCUGCGCACAUCGCCCGGGAGAUCGACAAGAUGCCAGCGAGGCGCUUUCUCAGAUGGCCACCAGGCUUGCGAGUUCGAAAAAAUCCUAGCUCGCGGUGUCGCGGCGCGUCGGAGCUCACGAAAGACGAGUACCGUGUCUAUGAGGCCAAGCAGAAGCUUGUCAUGGGCAGCAUGAAGAAGGCGCCCGAGGACGUUGUCGCUGGCGACGAAUCUGAGAAUAUACGAGUUCACUCAUAG
This is a messenger RNA of Sparassis crispa, 270 nucleotides long. RefSeq lists its product as hypothetical. The transcript has a single exon. The coding region runs from base 1 to 270 and encodes 89 amino acids. Lineage: Eukaryota; Fungi; Basidiomycota; Agaricomycetes; Polyporales; Sparassidaceae. The record is from RefSeq and is a predicted model, not a curated record.